Messenger RNA from Metarhizium album ARSEF 1941, 519 nucleotides. RefSeq names its product EB1 protein. Gene Ontology annotation, cellular component: spindle midzone; cytoplasmic microtubule; microtubule plus-end. Bases 1 to 519 code for a protein of 172 amino acids. The record is from RefSeq and is a predicted model, not a curated record. Gene Ontology annotation, molecular function: microtubule plus-end binding. The transcript has a single exon. Gene Ontology annotation, biological process: protein localization to microtubule plus-end; spindle assembly; regulation of microtubule polymerization or depolymerization. Lineage: Eukaryota; Fungi; Ascomycota; Sordariomycetes; Hypocreales; Clavicipitaceae.
AUGAAACACCAAAUUGACAAGGUGAUUCCCGUCGAGGCGCUUACCAAGUGCAAAAUGCAGGAUAACUUGGAGUUCCUGCAGUGGGCCAAGAAGUACUGGGACCUUAAAUUCCCCGAUCACGACUACGAUGCCGUCGCGCGGAGAAAGGGAGGGGCUCUGCCCAGUAGCAAUUCUGCGGCGGGCAGAGCUCCCGUCUCGACUGGCGCUGCCCGGAGGGGCGCUGCUGCCCCCCGGGUUGCUAGGACCGCUGCUGCUGGUGGCCAUAACAUGGCUGCUCUACAGGCAGAGAAUGCCACGCUCAAGGAAACUGUCGCGGGCCUGGAGCGUGAGCGAGACUUUUACUUUAGCAAGCUUCGCGAUAUUGAGCUCCUAAUUCAGCAGGCUGUCGAGGAGGACCCUGAGCUUGACAAGGCAGAGGAUGGACUGGUCAAGCAAUUUCAGCUUAUUUUGUACUCGACGGAAGAAGGGUUCGAAAUUCCUGAAGAGGCCGAGCCGCUUGACGACCAGGAGACAUUCUAG